Molecule: messenger RNA, 2745 nt
Organism: Ciona intestinalis (vase tunicate)
Lineage: Eukaryota; Metazoa; Chordata; Ascidiacea; Phlebobranchia; Cionidae
Source: RefSeq, a predicted model, not a curated record
AAACGUUUGUACGACAAAUUUAGGCAGGUUUAAUUAGUAUGUACUCCGAGGUGUUUUUUUGAAUCAAACUUUGAAUAUUUCCUACUAAAGGAAGCUGUGACUAAUCUUUACUUCGUAAUGUUCAUUGCUGUGUUAGUGUGCUGGUUAAUACGCAUUGGUCGGUUAUUAAUUAUCUAAAUACUUUACUAUGUUGCUUGAUUUUUCUUUUUGAAAUUGAAUAUUUAAUCCAUAAUCGAUGUAAUGCAGCAUAGCUUUGGUGCGCAAGAUUACCAAUAAAUUUAUCGAAAAAAUAGUAAUAAGGCAACGAUCCACUUCGGUUGUCGUUAACGACCAACGUCAUGCGCUGGAUCGAUUCCAAGCAUAUAGUUUCUCUCUUAAACUAAAUACGGAGACGGAGAGUGACUAUAUUUAAUGUAAAUAUAUCAUUUUAAAUGGUCUGAAAAAUAUCUCAAAAAGGCAAGUUGUUUAAUAUUAAAUAUUAACUCUGUUUCAGGAUACGAAUUUCUAUAUAGUGUUUUCAAUUGGUAGUGAUUGGUAUUUGAUACCAUAGUUGAUGCUCUGUGCGGAAAGUUACUGCUAAAUGUAAAGCUAAUGGCUGGCUAAGAAAUCGAACUACUAGUCACCAUGAAAAGUGUAUUCAAACGGUGGAGUGUCGUUAUGGCAGUUCUUGUUGCAGUGACCUUUAUUGUUGACAUCACAAUACAACCUGUCAGUUGGUCUCCUCAGUUUGCGUUAACUGUGUUGUCAUCCGCACAUCGCAACUGGACAAAUGGUUGAGGUGUUUGACUUGUUUCAGAAACCAAUACAUUUGGAUUCGGAUCAACAAGAAUGUCACUGAUUUCGAUGAGGAAACAUUUGCAGGAAACGGCCAGAUCUUUAAUCUACCACAACACACCUAUUCAGAUCAAACAAACAACAGAAACAACAACAACAACAACCACGGUUGCUGAAGAAAAAAAUGACAUGCCAGGUCUUAUAAGCAUGGACCAAGAUCUAGUCCUUCCAGCAGCCGUGCCAGAAAAACCCAACUCUAAAGAACCUAUUCUAGUCUACAGCCAACGUAGAGAUUAUCCUGUGCUUAUUUCACAGACGUCAAAGUGCAAAUCUAACGUUUCUACUAACAAAAACGUUGACGGGUUUGACUACGAAGAACAAAUUUUCCUAUUGGUGGCAAUUAAGUCUGCUUGCAACAACAAAAAUCGUAGAAAUGCAAUACGUAAAACAUGGGGAGACGAACGAUGGGUGAAAAGUGAAUUAGGUGUAAAUAUGCGGAGAGUUUUCUUGCUCGGGGCGUGUCCUAACGAAAAUUCUCAGGACAAGUUGGCAAGUGAGAAUGCAGAACACGAAGACAUUAUUCAAUGGAACUUUCAAGAUUCUUUCCGGAAUCUCACAUUGAAGGAAUGUUUAUACCUGCAGUGGUUUUCCAAAAGCUGUAGGGAGGUCCCGUAUAUUUUUAAGGGAGAUGACGACGUCUUUGUUAACAUUAAAAACAUAGUUAUAUUUCUUAAAGAACUUCCAGAGAAUCGGCGAAAAAACUUAUUUGUCGGUUCCGUUUUAAAUGGAAGUCCAAGAAUUCUAAACCCAGCUUCGAAAUAUUACGUAAGCUAUAACUUGUUUCCCGAAAAGUUUUAUCCGGCUUACGUGUCGGGUGGUGGUUUUGUUAUGAGCGGGGCGAUGGCAAUCCGGUUGUUCCAAGCGUCUUUGCAGAGUCGGAUCAUUCCUAUUGACGACGCUUUCAUGGGAAUUCUGGUGAAAAAGAUCGGCGAGUAUCCUCAGGAUGACAGAGGUUAUAAAAGCUGGGGCAUGCGAAAGAUUGAUCCAUGCAGACUUGCAAGAAUCAAAACUUUACACAGAAUGACGCCAGACCAACUUAUACAAGCUUGGUCAGAAUAUGUGAAACUUGAUUUCACAACAUGCGGAAAAGAAACCGCGGAUGUUUUAGUAACUAGGACAAAACGUUAAAUGAACAGUAAAUAUUUAUAGUAAUAGAAAGUGCAUUUUUAUAUCUUUUAUCUAAUCGCGUAGACGCCGACUUAGGAUUUUACACCACCGAGCUAGUUUUCUUUAAGCUGUUGGGAUUACUGCAAAUUUAGCGUAGCUUAUACAUUUUAUACAUUUGCCUAGUAAUGUUUUAUUCGUUAUAUUUAAAGUUAGUUCCUAGUUUAUAACAGGCUUUUCGCUUGCAAUAUUGUUUUUCAAUUUGAGUGUUAGUUUUAAAACUCUUUAUGAAUUUGUCUGGUUUAAUUAUGGUUUCAUUUAUUCGUGUGUGAGCAUUUGUAAACUUCAAUUGAAAUGUUAUAAACUUUGCGUUUCCGAGGAACGCGGUUUGAAUCCCUUCUAAGAAACACUGACAAAAUACGUCAUUUGCCAACUUAUUUGUGUUUAUAGUAAUUUAAAUCAAGGAUGAAAUAUUUAAAUUUUUUGCAUAAAAGACACCUUAUCUAAACAUGGAGUUUUAUUUGUACUUAUUUUAAUAUAUAUUUUUGCAGGGAAAAUUUUUUCUCAAAAUGUACCGUCUACUUAUUUUCCCAGCAGUUGUUGUUGGUUUAUUUUGUUUUUAGUUUAGUACAGAUUAGGUACUCGUAUUGAUGCUUCAACAUUGCUCUCUUUUUACUUUUCAGUGCAAUAGAUAAACAUUUACACAAUCGUAAAAAAAUUUGCUCAAAACUGUUGUUUGUAUAAAUUAUUAUUUCGUCCAAAAACUGUUUCGUAGCAAGAUAUUGAAUACUGUUAAGGUAAACUUGA